Bursaphelenchus xylophilus (pine wood nematode) is the source of this 1750-nucleotide messenger RNA. NCBI's taxonomy places the organism in Eukaryota, Metazoa, Nematoda, Chromadorea, Rhabditida, Aphelenchoididae. The record is from the annotation of a GenBank genome assembly.
AUGGAAUACAAUUGCUUUAACGAGCAGUUUUGCAACGAAGUUGCCAAACUUUUUGCUGCAGCUUUAUACGGAACGAUAAAAGGGAGCGAUUAUGUCAUUGCAUUUGCAAUCUUGGAGCCAUUGGUUGAUAUCGUAAGUUCAUGUUUUUACGUUGCAAACAGGAGUUUUCUACGUUGUUAACAAGCAUUUUUUUAGUUCGAGGGAAAUCUGUGCGACCUGGGACUCUCGGAGUCUCAUCCGUUCAAAACUUUAGAAGACCGCGAUAAUGUUUAUCAUGUCAGUGAAGAAGGGCUGAAAUUGUUGGAGGAAAAAGAGCCCCAACUCCCCGAAGGCUAUAGGUUUGGAUCGCUGAAGCCAGAACAUGCAGCGGAAAUCUUGGCUGAUCAAGUGUACGGAAAAACUAUUUCGCCCAAGCCUUAUGAGUAAGUUGGAUUUUUACAAAAAAACGAAGGUCGAACUGGUUAAUGUUGACUGUUACUGCAACGAGGAAGCAUCUUCAAAGAUUUGAUUCUUUUAUCAUCAAAUAUUUUACUUUUUAAAGAUUCAAGAAUGCUGCUUUGGCUAUACAGUGGGUCAACUGAUCCAUUGUCAAAAAACGUACCAUUUUACAUCCAGGAGGCAUCAAAAAAUGUGGCAAAAUACCUCCCUCUCCAAGUGAAAAAAACUCAGAUUUCAAAAGCGCGCCCUUCAAAACAAAGUUUUUUCACUUGGAGAGGGAAGCAUUUUGCCACAUUUUUUAUGCUUCCCGGAUGCAAAAUGGUACGUCUUUUGCCACUGGAUCAGGUCCACCACUGUAGAAGCCAUGUUCCAAUAGCAAAGCUGAUUUUAAGGUCACAAGGGAACGCUUGAAGCCGGUUUGAAGCCGACUACUACUUGUAUUUUGUAACAGGCUACAAAAAUUUUCAACUCUUUGACCAAAAAACGUUUAUUACCAAGCCAAUUUGCAAACAUCUUCAAAGAUUUCAUGUUGAUGAUCAAGUUUGCAUUUUUUUGAAUUUUUCCUUAAAUAUUCAAUGUUUUGGUCAAUUACUGGAGUUGUCGAAACUUGGUGUAGCUAACGAAAAAACGUUCUUCUGCCAGCUGAACACAUUUACGAAGACCCCAUCUCGCUACGACCUCUGGUUCCCGAGUUAUGAAAAAACGAGUCAUUUUACAGUAACCUAUCAUACAGUAAAAUUUCGAAAAAAAAUUAACGAUAUAGUUUAUUAGAAUAGUAUGUAGCUACAGUUUGCCAAGUCUGAAGUCCUCACAAAAUCAAAAAAGAACUCUUUUCAGACGAACCCUCUCACUUCUGCCAUCCGUCGGCGUUUUCACUGAAGAGACGAAUGAACUUGUCUCUUAUGAAUUUCUGGACGUAAUCGGCGCAAUCACUGCCCAAUUUACCCGGCUUCCUCAUCGUCGAAAAGGGCUUGGAAGUGCCGUGGAAUGGAAGAUUUGUGCGGAAACUUGGAAAAGGCAAUAUUUUCAUAAGUUGGAAGACAUUUUUUCCUAAAAUUCGAGUCUCUGAAAAAUAUGUCUUUUUUUGAUAACGUUAAUGGCAUGGAUGCGAAUUAUAAAUGUUUUUACGUAUUUUAGAGUCGGGUUAAUCCCAUACAAAGCCGUCUCGCACAAUCGGCCUCGAGUCCUCAAACUCUCCGACAAUUCCCCAUUAUGGACUCAAAAACUUGAUGAAUCUGGGAGCCCAAGACGCGCCAAAUUCUUCAUGUACCAUAAGCAGGAUAUGCCCAAGUUUGAAUUUUAUGAAAACUAA